Messenger RNA from Cotesia glomerata, 3647 nucleotides. Its product is annotated as transcription initiation factor TFIID subunit 4-like. Gene Ontology annotation, molecular function: RNA polymerase II general transcription initiation factor activity; DNA binding; protein heterodimerization activity. Gene Ontology annotation, biological process: transcription initiation at RNA polymerase II promoter; DNA-templated transcription. Gene Ontology annotation, cellular component: transcription factor TFIID complex. The transcript has 10 exons. The coding region runs from base 272 to 3343 and encodes 1023 amino acids. Lineage: Eukaryota; Metazoa; Arthropoda; Insecta; Hymenoptera; Braconidae. The record is from RefSeq and is a predicted model, not a curated record.
AAAAUAUCAACAAAGUUCUAGAUUUAUUAUAACUAAAAAAUAAAACACAAAAUUAAAACCCAGUUAUAAUAGUGUUGAAUUGAUAGCAAUGUGGACUAUUAGAGGAUCAGGAUCAUCAGCAUCGGGCUCAAGUUUACCAGUAACACUGAUUAUACUUUGUGUAAAAGAGAGAGCGCGAUUGAGUAAGCCCGAGGUAGGGGGCAAUGCACCAUGGGAAUUAUUUUGGCCACGCGCCUGCGUAUUUUAGUUUACAGUUGGAGCUUGGAAGAAAAUGGCGUCAGCUAAGUUUCUGGAGGAAGCUCUCAGCACGGACGUCGAUGAAUCCGCGGUAAACGCGAUCGUGGGCUCGCUCGAGACGCAGUUGGUAACGUCGUCGCCGGCAGUCGCGGGUCACUCUUUAGUAACUUCAGCCACCGGUCACCAGAACCAUCAUCACCAGUUAACAACGGGUAUUUCCAACGGGGGCAGCAUCCCCAGCGCGGUACAGAAACAUGGGGUUGCCAACGGCGGCGGUACCACCACCGUAAACAACUCACUGAUGACUCAGGAAGUCACCAAGUCCAUUACUACGACCACCUUGCUGCCAGUUAACGUCGUCAGCUCUUCCCAGGUCGUAGUUUCUACCCAACAUCAGCAGCAGCAGCAGCAGCAGCAGCAACAUCAACCACAUCAACAUCAAGCACAGCAACAUCAACAACACCAACAACACCAACAACACCAACAACACCAACAACAUCAACAACAUCAUCACCAACAGCAGCAGCAGCACCAACACCAACAACAACACCAGACUGUAAGCACCAGCGGGGGGAACAUCAGCAGUGCCGGUAGUGCUUUCCCGAUCAACCAGGUCCAGGUGACGAGCAACCAGCAACAGCCGAGCAACAUCGCCCUGACCAAGGCCCACGAGUCCGUAAAGUUGAUCUACAACCCGGCAGUAGCUGGGCAAGUGGUUACCUCUGGUGUUGUUAAUGUUAAUAAUAAACUAACUUUCCCCGCGCAAACUGUCGGGCAGCUAGCCAACGGGACUCUCGGGGUUUCUUCGCAGGGAACUGUGCUUCAGAGUGCCUCGAAUGUCGUCGUCAGCAAUGUCGGCUCGGUAGUGACUCAAAGUGGACAGCAAACUGUUGUCGGUGGGGUUAAUAAACCUGGGCACCCGGGUACUGCGCUUGUUAUUAAGACUAGUAGUGGUGCACCUGGGGGCAUGGUUUCUGUUCCGAUGUCCGUUCCGGCUUCUGUCGCUGGUAAUGUCGUCACCACGACGUUACAGGCCAAAGCUGGAGGAGUCGCCUCGUCCAUUGUGCCUAGCAAUGUCCAGUUUGUUAAUGUCAAUGCGGUCAGGCCGGGAACUCCCGUGGCUGGUCAGCAACCUGGGAAACAAGUCGCUGCUCCUAGGGUUGUUAUUGGGCCGCAUAUUGUCAAUACUAGACCUGGAGGUCCAGGGAUUACACUGCAAGCUCUUCAUGGAUUGCAACCCGGUACCCAGGGACACCUGAUUGUCAAAACAGAAAAUGGACAGUAUCAACUUUUAAGGGUAGGCCCGGUCCCGGCAACUCCUGGCGGGAAUGCUGUCACUCCUAAUAACAUUGCGGGGAACGCAGUGGUUGCCUCGACUCCUGGAGCAACUGCUUAUCGUCUGACCUCUGUACCGGCUGUAAGUAGGCUGAAUGCUCAGUUCACUGGGCCACCACUCGCCACCAUUCGAAAACCCGUUCAGACGGUAGCUGCGAGCGUAACCACGACGACAGUGACACCAGGAACAGUAGUGAGUUCUACUACGACGGCAACACCCGCAACGACGCCAGCCACGACAACUCCAGUAGCGCCAAUAACACCUCAACAGCGCCAAACCGCAGAUAAUACCAAAGAAAAGUGUCGUAAAUUUUUAGCAAACUUGUUAGAAUUAUCUAGUCGGGAACCUAAAGCAGUGGAACGUAAUGUACGGUCGUUAAUACAAGAGUUAAUUGAUACUAAAGUUGAACCUGAAGAGUUUUGUGAUAGACUCGAGAAAUUAUUAAACGCAUCACCUCAGCCAUGUUUAAUUGGUUUUCUCAAAAAGAGUUUGCCGCUUUUAAGGCAAUCACUUGUUACCAAGGAAUUGGUCAUCGAUGGUAUCAAACCACCACCUCCAAAUGUUGUUUAUUCGAUAGCAUCAUCUCCAAUCAUUACACAAAAUCAAAUAAGGCCAACAGUUGCAAUGUCGACGGUACCAGUAGUAGUGUCCAGUUCACCAGCUCCAUUAAGAGUUAUGGCACCUCCCUCUGUAGUAACAUCAACAGUUGGUCCUCGAGCGCCUCAAGCGAUCUCAUCUAGACUGAUACGACCUAUGACGACAAUAGUUCGCACUCCAGUGGCACAUACUGUGAAAUCAACCGUAGCGCUUACGAAUGUGAGACUGGCUUCGCCAACUGUACAGAAAUCCCCGAUAACUACCAGCACACUUAUUAAAACGAUACCCACUGUUACGCAGGGUAAGACAGUUAACGCCGCCACUACUGUUAAUAAAACCACAGUGCCUUCUCUUGUUACUAAACCACCGAAUAAAGAAAAAGAAAAAAAGACUUUUUCAUCAGCAGGCUACACGGGUGAUGAUGACAUCAACGAUGUCGCGGCGAUGGGAGGUGUAAAUCUCGCUGAAGAGUCUCAGAGAAUUCUUGGAUCUACAGAAUUUGUCGGUACGCAAAUACGGUCUUGUAAGGAUGAAGUUUUCUUACAUGUCUCGCCACUUCAGCAGAGGAUUAAACAAAUUGUUUCGAGUUACGGGCUUGAAGAACCAAAUCAAGAAGUCGCAGCAUUAAUAUCUCAUGCGACUCAAGAAAGGUUAAAGAAUUUAGUUGAAAAACUGGCGGUUAUCGCUGAACAUCGGAUAGAUUUUAUAAAAGUUGACCCUCGGUAUGAAGUAACGCAAGACGUGAGAGCUCAGCUUAAAUUUCUUGAGGAACUCGACAGAGUAGAACGUAGAAGACACGAAGAACAGGAACGUGAGUUGCUGUUGAAGGCCGCGAAAAGCCGCGCGAAAAACGAGGAUCCUGAGCAAGCUAAAUUAAAAGCUAAAGCCAAGGAGAUGCAAAGAGCUGAGAUGGAAGAAUUACGGCAACGUGAAGCGAAUCUUACAGCAUUGCAGGCGAUAGGUCCGCGGAAAAAGCCGAAAUUAGACACUGGUAGUUCGACAAAUAACCCUGGAGGGAGUGCGAGUGUGAAUGCUUCCGCGUCAGGAGGUAACCGACCAAUGCCAAUGAGGCCGCGAGUGAAGAGAGUUAACUUUAGGGACCUUUUGUUCCUCCUCGAGCAAGAAAAGGAGUCGUGUAGAAGCACAACGCUCUAUAAAGCAUACUUGAAGUGAUGUUCUGUAAGGGGUAGGAACGCGAGUGAUUGGCUCGAGCUGGCCUCGACGGUCCUCCUCUGCUAUUUAUGCUGUUACUAUUGCUGCUAUUAUUAUUCUAAUUGUUCAGAUAAUGAUGAUGAUAAUAUCAACAAUAUUGCGUUAUACGUAAAUUGUAUACAUGGGACGUGUACUCGGCUAAUGUUCACUCGGAUCGGCCUGGUAUUUUUUAUAAAUUCCAAAUUCAUUUAUUGAUUAUUGAUAAUCAAAUAUUGAUUAUUAUUAAUUGAUAAAUAAUAAUAGUUAUAAUUUUUAUCGCGGUAGU